Molecule: messenger RNA, 465 nt
Organism: Lolium rigidum
Lineage: Eukaryota; Viridiplantae; Streptophyta; Magnoliopsida; Poales; Poaceae
Product: chaperone protein dnaJ 8, chloroplastic-like
Exons: 1
Coding region: 1-465 (154 amino acids)
Source: RefSeq, a predicted model, not a curated record
AUGGCUACCGUCGCCGGAGGAGCAGCGCUGCACCUGCGCGUCCCUUCGCCAGCGUUGGAGCCGGUGCGACGACAACGAAUGGCUUCGAAUUCGAUAAGGUGCGGCCGCGUGCGCGGGGCGGCGACGGCGAGGUCAGCGGGCGGGGUGGAGGAGGACCACUACCGGACGCUGAGGCUGGCGCCGGGAGCCACCAGGGGCGAGGUCAAGAAGGCCUUCCACCGCCUCGCGCUGCAGUACCACCCGGACGUCGUGCGCCGGCGCGACGGCGACGGCGACGGCGACGACGACGGCGUGGACUUCCAGCGGAUCAACGUGGCGUACCAGACGGUGAUGGGCAACGUGCGGGAGGCGGAAGCCAGGCUCGAGGACUGGCGCGCUCGGUACGGCCUCGCCGACGAGGACCUCGAGCGGUACCGCCGCUGCCUCAACGACGAGGACGAGGACGACUUGUUCGCCGACUUCUGA